AGAUGUACAAAGCCCUCUGUUCUCACCACCCUGUCUGAAAAGCACCAAGUUUCAGCGGCAGACACCUGACCCUUCCUGAAUGAGCCUGAGAAGACUCAUCUCUGCUCCCUCUCCUCCGGACUGCCUCCCUCACACCUCAUUCCUCCUCAACUUCUGCAGCUGAUAACGGCUCAGUCAGUCAAGGGGAGACUCUUCUUCUUUUUAUUUCCCUCUCUCUUUGUCUGAAAUGAGAAGAUCAAGGACAGCUGACAUGAGGGGAGAUGCUCCACAUAGAGGCAUGAGGACCACAUGUCUGUGGGCCGCUGCUGGGCUGCUGUCAGUCAUCUCUCUGGUCACCUGUGCCGACUCAUCCAGAUCAGGAAGUCCUGACUUGAGGCAAAACUCAAAAUCCAAAGCGAAGACUUACUGGAGUGAGAGCAGCAAAGCCGUGUCCAUCAGCCGCCUGCUGUCCCAAACCCUCUACGCCAAGGAGAACUUCACGUCUAUGGAUCUGAGCUACGACGAGGCAGACUUGUACUCUAAACAGGAGCAGUGGAGCUGGCUGUACAACACGUCGGCCUCCAGGGACCCUCGGUCCAGGAUGAAAAGAAGGCCCAUUGUCAAAACUGGGAAGUUUAAGAAGAUGUUUGGUUGGGGCGAUUUCCACUCCAACAUAAAGACGGUGAAGCUGAACCUCCUCAUCACCGGUAAAAUUGUGGACCACGGCAACGGUACCUUCAGCGUCUACUUCCGGCACAACGCCACGGGUCAGGGCAACGUUUCCGUGGGUCUCGUCCCGCCGACGAAGGCCGUGGAGUUCCAGGUCCACCAGCAGCACCAGCAGUUCCAGCAGCAGCAGCAGACGGCUCUGGAGACCAAAGACACCAAGCUGUUCAACUGCAGGGUGGAGUACGAGAAGGUGGAGAAGGGGACCAGGAACUCGCUGUGCGCCCACGACCCCUCGCAGAGCUGCCCGCAGGAGCAGACCCAGAGCCACGUGUCCUGGCUGUGCUCCAAACCCUUCAAAGUCAUCUGCAUCUUCAUCACCUUCUACAGCACCGACUACAAGCUGGUGCAGAAGGUGUGCCCGGACUACAACUACCACAGUGACACCCCCUACCUCCCCACCGGCUGAUGGCACCACCAGACAAAGGAAGACCAAAAAAAAAGAAGAAAGAAAAAAAAAAGAAGAUGCAGGCUGUUGGGGCCCUGAGCAGUCAGAUUAUUCACACGAAAAGUGAGUGGAGACAUUUACAACUCAAGAUGUCGACUGGCAUUAUUACAACUAAAAUAUCCUCGUCACAAGACCGCCGUUGCUCCAGGGUCACGAGAGCAUUUUAGAAAAGCACUUAUAGGCUUGCAAUACUCACAUGCGUUAGCUGCUUACAUCGAAUGGAAAUUCAAAAACCAACUGUGAAAAUGUCCAGAUUGUAUUUAUGUAAAUAUCACAAAAUCCACACGAAAAGACCAGAAAACUAUUUUAUGAACUUUCUCUUCAUGCUAAUUUACUUGUUUUUGUUGACAGUGUAUUUCCAUCUCAAUCAUGCUUCCUGUCUUCUCCAAUCAAUCUCUGGUAAUCUUUGCAGAAACGUAAACGUCAAUGCAAAUAAGAAGAACCUGUCAGUACGCAUUAGAGGGCAUCAUGGAAAAAAGCAUUUUGAGUGGUGUUGUUUUCUGCUGUGUGAUUGUAAGCGUGAAUAUACCUCUCAUAUUGUUGUGGGAAUCUCAUCUAUGUUCAUGCAUGAACCGAACGUGGUAAACAACUAUAUAACGUCCAGUUAUAUUUUCAUGUUAUUGCAGCUGUCAAAAGAAAUCUUCAUCAAUUCCUACAGACAACAAAGAGAAAAUGGUCUAUUUUAAUUCUUUGCUUGCUGUCUGAAGACUACAGAUGGUGCACAGUGAAUAAAACCAGUGGAGAGCUCCCAAAAUAUCAAACACAAGGAAGUAAAUGUCACAAAAGAUAAAUAAAAAGUUGCAGAAAACACGCAAGAUGAUAGAGUUACAGGAGCUAAUUUUCUUUGGUGUACUGAGAAAAAAAACAAAAAUCAAAUACAACCAUGCUCUAAAUCUGCUUAUUUCUCUGUGCUGCAUUUCCAUUUCAGACAUUUAAAUGUUGCUUUUAUUUUGGUGACUUACAACAAGCUCAGUGUAAUACAGCCGGGCUCCUGCAACAUGACAAGAUGAGCAAACAGAAGUGAGGAAUGUCACAGUGAUCCUGUACAAACCAAAAAUAACCGUUUGUGCACAGCGGGAUAAUAGUUUAGUGAAACAUAAUGACAAAAAAGGUCAAAAGUGUUUAAAAAUAGGCAUAAGAACAUUUGAAUAGAGAAAAGCAUUGAAGUUGCGGAGAGGAUGGUUUCCGGAGGUUCUUUUAAUGAACCAUAUUAAAGCGUGAGAGAUGGUAAAAUCUGUGUUCCUCCUCCAGAGGCAGCUCUUCCAUUAAACAGCAGGUGAGGAUCACAUAUACCACCUAUCAAACAUUUGCACCUCUGGUUAUCAAAAAGGGCCGAUUUUGCAGGAGACUAACACCAGCUGCUAAUGAUACUGGAUGUUCCAAUUGGCCAUUAAACCUUCAUUACAUAGAUUGGGAGCCGGUGGCUCCAUGUGAAGCAUUUGGAGGAAAUGAACACAGUGAAAGUGGGAGCUCUGCAGAGUCAACACCACUGAGUAGAAAAUGAAUUAAAAUGCCAAUAUAAAACUGGUUAAAAAAAUAAAAAGUACAAAUGUGCACCUAGAGGCAAAAUCACUGCUGUCUAUUUAAAUUCUCUGGUGUUUCACAGUGUACGCCACGAUAUGCACAAUGCCGUUAAUGGCAGCCUGGACGACAUCCAGCGUGCGAACAUGGGGUGAAUUUUCUGACAGGGCACGCCAUAGAGCCGGUCUGCCUGUGGGAUGAGUGAGCAUAAAGAGGAAUUUAUGAUGUAGAGGAACGAGGAUGGCAGAAAUCACUGGAAGCACCUGACUCGUAAAUUGAGUGCAUGUUCCUGUCAGCAAGAAGAAGGAAUGACUAAUGUCUGAGAUUGCUGUUUAGGCCAUCCCUUUCAUCUCAAUAAAGUCACUUUGAUAUCUCGCUACCCCUGCCCAAAUCUGCCAGGGACAGUUUAAGAUUCAGAAAUUAAAGCAGCACUUUGCUGGAACAAUGCAGCCUCAUUAUGCACACAAUCUUGCGGCUGUAAACAGUUUCAGUGCAAGAGUCCCUAAAAGAUUAGAGGAGGUGUACUUCCACACGAGAUAAGUGGGUUAAUCGAGGUUAAUCGAGACUAAAAGCUAGGCCUCCUGUGGUAUUUUAACCUGGCUAGAUCAUCAUGGAGAUCUUUGCUCCAAGUCUAACCUGGACCAAAGCAGGUUAUCUUCCCAAUUUGUGUAUUUAAUCAGUUUGUUGGAGUGUGUUAGCUUCAGAACAUAACAUUUCACUUCAAAUCUUAUGCAGCAUAUCUUGCAUAUAGAAAAUGAAAAGCCCCAGCAGUAAUGUGCCACUUCGGAUUAUGUUUUUGCGUUUGUCUUGACCCGUUUCCACAUUUGUUUCAGUAUAGUACUGCUGCAGCUAAAAACAGAGACAAAUGGUCUCUUAAAAUGUUUGACAAAUCUAUUGAUGUGACGUUAACACAAUAUACUUGGAGCUAAAAAGGCAAGGAGCUUAAAUUAGCCAAGACACCUGCAGGAGACGGGUUUCCAUUAAAACCUAGAAGGCUGGAAUUGUAACAGGACCAGCAUCUUCCUCUGUUCUUUCACCUGUUGUGUCUAAAUUCACAGUGACGGACCUGGUAGGAUCCACUUAGCAACAUACCACUCUAUACCUCUCAGUAAAAAUGGUGCACUUCCACCACCGUUUUCCAGUCACCAUUAUACCUAUAGAAAAAGAGGAACAGGAUGGUGAAAAAAAAAAAAAGUGGAUUAAGAUCAACUUUGAAGGAGCCAAGACUGUUUCCAUAUGCUGCAACGAGUGAGAACAACUCAAACUCAGUCGCUAACGAAAAGCAACUCCAUGGGAAAUAUAACGCAUUGUUUGUUUAAUGGGUCACACGCAAAAGUAAAACAGAAAAGUGUAUUUUUCUUUGGCAGAAACUGUUGAUCAUGUG
Messenger RNA from Cololabis saira (Pacific saury), 4058 nucleotides. RefSeq names its product neurexophilin-1. Gene Ontology annotation, molecular function: signaling receptor binding. The coding region runs from base 227 to 1114 and encodes 295 amino acids. NCBI's taxonomy places the organism in Eukaryota, Metazoa, Chordata, Actinopteri, Beloniformes, Belonidae. The transcript has 2 exons. The record is from RefSeq and is a predicted model, not a curated record.